AUGUUCUCCUUCUCUGCAAUCAGGACAAUGGACGAGCGAUACAGAGAGGACCUCGCAGUUUACAGCGGGACUGCCUUGCGGGAAAACCAACCAGGGCGCGGCGAUCACGACGACCUCCUCGUCCACGGGAUCCGACAUUCCAAAGGCUUCGCCAUGUCCUCAGAAGUCACCAAUGUCUGCUCGAAGAGCGAUCGGUAUGCCAGGGCUCGCAACGCCCGUCUCAUCAUGAGCAACAUCGUUCCAGACAUGACUUCCCAGGCAGUGAAGCCCUACUGCAUUUGGUAUCCCGACGUUGCCACCGAGGACACCUAUCGCGAGCCUGUCCGCCGCUACCCAGAGAUGCGAUAUCAGGCCGGCCGAGCCUGUGCCGUCGCAGGAUACAAAAAGCUGUACGACGAACUCGACCUGCUGCCGGAUAUCUCAAUUGCCGAGGAUGCCCGGGACAAUGGCCACACCGACAUCUUUGAGGCUAUUGUUGGUCAACACGUGCGAUAUGCUGUCAUGGACGACUACACCCGAUCCGUUGACCUACAGAACCCGCGACCGGGAGCUUAUCUUAACGGAGACACCGCUGUCCGAUCUUCUUUACAACCACAUACAACCGCUGAAGAGAUAGAAGCUGCCUCUGAGAAGGAGUUCGCAUUACGAUGUUGGCCCGACCACUACUUUGAUAUUCAAGAAGACGCCAAUGCUGGUCCCUAUAAGUGGCCACUGCCUGGAUGCGCCGACUUACAAGACGGGGACAUCGACCUGCUUCACAAGCCCCUCCCAAGAGACUUACCGCCCCUCAACAAAGACAUUUUGGUCCUCAUGGCCGCCUGGGACGGCAACAUCGACCGCUACGCUCGCCUACGACGCCCAGUCACCAUCCCCAAUGAGGUCUCAGCUGUUGUGCGCGGGGCCUACCAUCACACGCCAUUUGCGAGGUGGCUCGAAACAUGCGUCGACGAAAUUUUCUCCUGCGACUCCGACAACAGCCUCGUGCGUCAAGCAUGCCUCGCGAGAUUCAUCAUGGACGACGAUCUCUCCCGUAUCGACAGUGAGGUCAGAGGCGAAGACCUUCCCGAAUUCUUCUGGUGGCCUCACUUUCCACAUGAGGAGACCCUGCGCGAGCUAGCGUGGCGCCGACCUGACUUAGAACACCAAGUCACGCUCGCCUGCGUUGUCGGGAACUACCGAGCUCUUUUCCUCCAAAUUUCUGACCGUAUGAAACCGACGCAGCAACAAUGGGAAGCUGCGAUUCUGUCUCCAAACCACUUCUACCGGGAGCAUCUCGAGCACCGUGCCAAAGAAGAGGGGGUCGAGUUGCAUCGGGGUAUUGAUUUCAACAUGCGGCACGGUCAACCGUGGCCCCAUGAGUCCGUCUGGAGCAAAGACUACCUGCGACCGAACAAGGAGUUAUAUAGAGGCGACUAUGCGUUGACGAUGUCGGUUGAGCUCGUCAAUACGCCCGAUGACCACAGCGAGGACUGGGAAGAAGACUGGAGCCCACCCGAGGGAAAUCUUCUCAACUAUCACAUGCACCUGCAGAUGGGCGCCUGGCAGCGACUGAUCAGUGCCACUGAUAGAAGGAGGCAAGAAGCGAAAGCCAAAGGGGAAAUUCGUCUGUAUACAACGGAGGAGGAUCGGAAACGCCGAACACGACCACCUCCCCAGCCAAAGUUCCCGAAAACGUCGGUAAUUCCUGGUUAG
Messenger RNA from Colletotrichum karsti, 1692 nucleotides. RefSeq lists its product as uncharacterized. The coding region runs from base 1 to 1692 and encodes 563 amino acids. The transcript has a single exon. NCBI's taxonomy places the organism in Eukaryota, Fungi, Ascomycota, Sordariomycetes, Glomerellales, Glomerellaceae. The record is from RefSeq and is a predicted model, not a curated record.